Prorocentrum cordatum is the source of this 1590-nucleotide messenger RNA. NCBI's taxonomy places the organism in Eukaryota, Dinophyceae, Prorocentrales, Prorocentraceae. The record is from the annotation of a GenBank genome assembly.
CUCUUCAGCGCGAAGCGGCCGCGGCGCCCCUCGGAGGGCGCGGCCGGCCCGGGGCCCGCGCCCGCGCCCGCGCCCGCCGGGGACCUCUCCAGCAGCCCCGCCAGCGAGGAGGCCGCCGAGGAGGUCCCCGACGCCGCGCGCCGCGAGCAGGAUGCCGAGGCUGUGCUCCAGCAGCUCGUCCGGCAGGGCGCUGCCGUGCGGGCCCGGCACGCGGCCGCGGCCUCCGCGCGGGAGCGGUGCCGGGGCGAGCUGCGGGACGCCUCGGAGGCCGCCCGCGCAGCGGCGAGCUCGGCGGAGCAGGCGAGCGCGCGGCUGCAGCAGGCGGCAGCCGCGCUCGAGACGGAGCAGCAGCAGCUGCAGUGCUUCGAGGAGGUGCACCGGUACUGCCAGAAGGUCCAGACCAAGGCGCAUUUCCGGGAGGACUUCAAGGGAGAGUUCGCCGCCGUUGCCGCCCGACUGAGCGAGGCCAGGGCGCGGCAGGGCGCAUGCGAGGAGGAGGCGGCGGCGGAGCUUCAGAAGCAGCGAGGUGCCGCCGACGCCGCUCGGCAGGAGUGCGAGAAGAGGCAGCCGGCGGAGGCCGCGGCCCGCGGCGCGCUCGAGGCGGCGGACGCGGAGGCCGAGGCGGCGCAGGGUGCCCUGCUGAAGCUCCAGGAGCUCGAGCGCAGCGCGGAGGCCCUGAAGCGCUGCCUGAGCGAAGAGGAGCGCCUGUGCGAGAGCUCGAGGGCGGCAGCCGCCGAGGACGAGCGCGCGGCCGCGGCGCUCGCGAGGCACGAGCUGUGGACCUCCGACCUGCAGAACCUCUUCGACGGGCGCCCGGUGCGCGACGCCGCGGCCGUGUGCAGGAGCCUCGAGGCCGCCCUGCCCAGCGGGGACAUGGUGCCGGUGAUCAUUCGCGCGCUCAUCGCGGACAGGGACCGCGUGGACGUCCAGAGCAGCACGGGCCUCCAGGUCCGCGAGCUCGUCGGCGUCAGGCUGGAGGGCGUCGCGGCCCGCCUGCGCGCCCGCGCCGCCGAGGGGCGCGACGCGAGGGCCAGCGCGGAGGCGCUGGCGGCGCAGGCGGCGGAGCACGCGCGCCGCUGCGAGCGGCAGCUGCGCGCGCUGAUGCGCCGCUGGGCCCGCGGGGAUGACGGCAGCCCGGGGGCGGGCACGGCCGCGCCGGGCCCGGGAGGCGUCGCUCUCGCGCCCGGGGCUCCGCUCGGGCGGGGCUCCGCGGAGGAGUGCCGCGCCAUCGCCGCACGCAGCGCGGGCUGAGGCGCAGCUCGAGGGGAGGAGCACGGCGGCCACAGACCAGGGCGUCGCGGGAUCCCGUCGACGCCGACCUUGGCCACGGUCCACGCCGGGCGUCGCCGACUCGCGAUGACGAUGAAGGAAUUGAUGCUGACCAAGAUUCUAGGCCUCCUAAGCGAGGUCGAAGAAGACCCCAUCUCGCUACUCGGACCCCAUUGGGGAGGCCUCCAAAGACGGACGCGGACCGGCCUCGACGGGGCGCUGCCGCGUUCGGCCGGGGUCGCGGUGCCCGUGCUCCUAUGCCACGCAGGCCAUGCCCAGGGAGCGUGCGACGGAUGGCGACCGCGCCCCCCUGCGAUGGUG